Mauremys mutica (yellowpond turtle) is the source of this 1845-nucleotide messenger RNA. It is a transcript of the gene PELI3, whose product is annotated as pellino E3 ubiquitin protein ligase family member 3. Bases 508 to 1845 code for a protein of 445 amino acids. The record is from RefSeq and is a predicted model, not a curated record. NCBI's taxonomy places the organism in Eukaryota, Metazoa, Chordata, Testudines, Geoemydidae. Gene Ontology annotation, biological process: regulation of Toll signaling pathway; protein K63-linked ubiquitination. The transcript is spliced from 7 exons. Gene Ontology annotation, molecular function: protein binding; ubiquitin protein ligase activity.
UACAUCCUGGUGGGGGAGGGGGAGAGAAAAGAGAGUGCCUUGAGUGGCCUAGUAAGGAUCUGAUUGGGGAUGGGGGUGCCUGGAGGGCACCAGAUUGAUGCAAGUUCAUGUGGCUGACCUGACCUAAGGGUAGGGCCCAGAUCUCUGGGAGCUUGUUAAAGAGCCCAGAGGGGAGCUGGGGAUGGGGCCUGAAGAAAGGCUAAGGGGUAGGAUAGAGACGGAGGAGACAGUGACAAGGCAUCUGAUAGCACAGAGCUUGGCUGCACGUGCUAGGGGCCCUGGACUGAACCCAGCACAUAGAGGGUGGGCCUGGGCCCCCCAACCAGCCCCUGGGGGAGGUAGCGUGAGGCCUCUGAGAAGGGGAUAAAGGUGACUGGACGAGAGGCUGGUGUACAGGGCUGUAGGGACCACAGGGCCUGGCAUUGAGGGCCAAAGAUCCAGCAUGAGGACGAGGACUGCUUUUGGCACCCAAAAAGGGUAGAACCGAGGUGUGAGCCAGCUGAGAGGAUGGUGCUGGAGGGCAGCCCCGAGGCCGUCAGCUCCCAGUCCCUGGAUCUGCGGCGAUCCUCCCCCAAGGGCUCCCGGAUCUUCCCCUCUGCUGGAGAGGGCUCCCUGCUGCACAAAGAGGCUGUGAAGUAUGGAGAGCUCAUUGUGCUGGGAUACAAUGGCUCCCUGGCCAGUGGGGACAAGGGCCGACGCCGCAGCCGCAUCGCACUCUUCAAGAGGCCAAAGGCCAAUGGGGUGAAGCCGGACGUGAUACACCACAUCUCCACCCCCCUUGUCUCCAAGGCGCUCAGUAACAAGGGCCAGCACAGCAUCUCCUACACGCUGUCCCGCAGCCACUCCGUGAUUGUGGAAUAUACGCAUGACUGUGAUACGGACAUGUUCCAGAUUGGCCGCUCCACGGAGAACAUGAUUGACUUUGUGGUGACGGACACGGCACCUGGGGGAAGCUGCACCAGUGACGGGCAGUCUGCCCAAAGCACUAUCUCGCGCUAUGCCUGCCGCAUCAUCUGCGAGCGCAGCCCUCCCUACACCGCCCGGAUCUACGCUGCAGGCUUCGACUCCUCGCGCAACAUCUUCCUUGGAGAGAGGGCGGCCAAGUGGAGGACGCCGGAUGGGCUGAUGGAUGGGCUGACGACCAAUGGGGUGCUGGUGAUGCACCCCACAGGGGGCUUCAGUGAGGACUCGGCGCCUGGGGUCUGGCGCGAGAUCUCAGUGUGUGGGAAUGUGUACGCCCUGCGCGACAGCCGCUCCGCGCAACAGCGGGGGAAGCUGGUGCAGACCGAGUCCAACGUGCUGCAGGACGGCUCGCUCAUCGACCUGUGCGGGGCCACGCUGCUGUGGCGGACCACAGCGGGGCUGCUGCUGACGCCCACCCUCAAGCAGCUGGAGGCACUGCGCCAGGAGACCAAUGCUGCCCGCCCCCAGUGCCCCGUGGGCUUCAACACGCUGGCCUUCCCCAGCCUGGCCCAGCGCGGCGUAGUGGACAAACAGCAGCCCUGGGUCUAUGUCAACUGCGGCCACGUCCACGGCUACCACAACUGGGGCUUCCGCAAGGAGAAGGGGGGGCUGGAGCGGGAGUGCCCCAUGUGCCGCCGAGCUGGGCCCUACGUGCCGCUCUGGCUGGGCUGCGAGGCCGGGUUGUACCUGGACGCAGGCCGGCCCACCCACGCCUUCUGCCCCUGCGGCCACGUCUGCUCCCAAAAGACUGUGCAGUACUGGGCCCAGAUCCCGCUGCCCCACGGCACCCACGCCUUCCAUGCUGCCUGCCCCUUCUGUGGCACCUGGCUCACAGGCGAGCGGGGAUUUGUGCGUCUCAUCUUCCAGGGCCCCAUGGACUGA